AUGUCUUUUGAAUAUGCAUCGGUUUCCAAAGCUCUUAUGAUAAGCCUCGCUAUGGCCUCUAUUGUCGUUGGGGUCUUCGAUGUAAAACACUACUUCCAACUUCAACUUGUCCCUCAUCUAUCAAAAUACCAUCAGUAUUGGCGCUUAGCUUUGCACAAUUUUGCAUUUGCAAACUCGAGCGACUUAUUUCUUGCGGAAUUGAUCCUAUUUCAGGAUGGAAUACAAGUAGAACGUUGUUUUGGUUCCCUGAAAUUCGCGUCUUUCAUCUUGGUAUCUACGUUGCUGUCCACCCUCCUGGAAUUUAUUUCUCUUCUACUAUUUCAUCGCGUCGGUCUCAAUCAUCUUUCCUCGGGCCCACUUGCACUGGUCUUCAGUAUCCUGUACCAGUAUUCCAGAAUUGUUCCUCCAAUUUAUGAAUUCAAGGUGUUUGGCAUCGCUUUUAGUAACAAGAGCUUCAUGUAUGCUCUUGCCCUUCAGCUCGCAGUCGCACGUCUUCCUGGCUCAGGGGCUGCCGCACUCAUUGGAAUUCUGGCAGGCCAAAUCUACCGCUCAGACUUGAUCAAUCUCAAAAGCUAUCGUUUAGGACCAACUAUCAUCGGCUUGUCGACGCGUUAUCUCAGCCCGCUCUUGGGUUUUAAUCGUCCCCCGCGACGCAGCAAUCGUGCUUUUCCAGACGCAUCCAGAAGAGCGACCGGUUCUCGACAAGUCUCUCCAAACGACGAAGUGGUAACCACAGCCAGGCCUACAACAGGAAGUACAAAUUCGAGAAUUCGAACUACUGCGGCUGCAGGAGCCGGUGGUAAUUCAGUUGUUCGAGAUUGGGUCCAGGGUUUGACUGGUCGAGGAGACGGUACUACGGCUGGUGUCAGGAUUCCACCUGACAAUGAAAUCACCGAAUUGACAAACAUGUUUCCGGACAUAUCGAGGGAAGCAAUCAUCGGAGCUUUACAAAGAAGGCCAGAGACUCAUUUCUCGAACAGUAGGAAUGUUGAAGGCGCAGUCGAGACACUCUUAAGCUCCCAGAUAUCAUAA
Messenger RNA from Lentinula edodes (shiitake mushroom), 1032 nucleotides. RefSeq lists its product as uncharacterized. The transcript is spliced from 7 exons. Gene Ontology annotation, molecular function: ubiquitin binding; serine-type endopeptidase activity. The coding region runs from base 1 to 1032 and encodes 343 amino acids. NCBI's taxonomy places the organism in Eukaryota, Fungi, Basidiomycota, Agaricomycetes, Agaricales, Omphalotaceae. Gene Ontology annotation, cellular component: membrane. The record is from RefSeq and is a predicted model, not a curated record.